Momordica charantia (bitter melon) is the source of this 1898-nucleotide messenger RNA. RefSeq names its product ATP-dependent caseinolytic (Clp) protease/crotonase family protein. Gene Ontology annotation, biological process: L-valine catabolic process. The record is from RefSeq and is a predicted model, not a curated record. Gene Ontology annotation, molecular function: 3-hydroxyisobutyryl-CoA hydrolase activity. NCBI's taxonomy places the organism in Eukaryota, Viridiplantae, Streptophyta, Magnoliopsida, Cucurbitales, Cucurbitaceae.
UCUUUUUUUCUUUAAAUCUGCUAAAAACGUAAAGGAAAUCCCAGUCUAUUCUUUAUGGCCUGCUCCGUUGAAUGAAGUGCAGGUGGUAACGUAACUCUAAUGGCGACGAGCAAUGCAAGAGGGAAUCCUCAACUCGCAACCACUGUUAAUAACAAGAUCGUGUUCCGGUUCAGUCUAGAAUUCAUCUAUAAAAUCUUCAUCUCCCACCAUUUUUUCCUACAAAUUAUCGAUUGAAAGUUGCAGAAGAGAUCAGAAGCGAACCACUUCUCUGCAGACUUGUAAAUUCUUACAGCCGAAGAGAAAUAGAGGAAUAUGGUUCAGAGUUUGAAGGUUGCGUUACUCACUAGGCGGAGCCUUCAGAGUAUUCGUCUCCUCACUCAAAGAAGAACCCAUUGCUCUCUUCCCAACAACUCUUCCGAUUCCAACCAUGAUCUCGAUCAUGAAGUGCUCGUUGAAGGCAGGGCUUGGUCCAGAACCGCCAUUCUUAACAGACCUUCGGCUCUCAAUGCUCUCAAUACCAAUAUGGGGGCUCGACUGCUUAAAUUGUACAAUUCUUGGGAAGAAAACCCCGAUAUUGGUUUUGUAGCCUUGAAGGGUAGUGGCAGGGCAUUUUGUGCUGGUGGAGAUAUUGUUUCGCUUUAUCAUUUGAUAAACGAAGGGAAGAUGGAGCAGUGUAAAAAGUUUUUCAGCACAUUGUAUACUUUUAUAUACAUACUUGGUACAUACCUGAAGCCCCAUGUAGCAAUUCUAAAUGGCAUUACCAUGGGUGGUGGUGCUGGAGUUUCAAUCCCUGGGACUUUUCGAGUUGCAACUGAUAAAACUGUUUUUGCUACCCCUGAAACGCUAAUUGGUUUCCACCCUGAUGCUGGUGCAUCCUUCCACCUCUCACAUCUGCCUGGUCGCUUGGGAGAGUACUUGGCUCUAACAGGAGAAAAGCUCAAAGGAGAAGAGAUGGUUGCUUGUGGGGUUGCGACGCACUACUCUCAUAGUUCAAGGCUUCCAUUAAUUGAAGAGAAUCUAGGGAAUUUGGUUACUGAUGACGCUUCUGUUGUUGAAACUUCACUAGAAAAAUAUGGUGAUCUUGUUUAUCCAGAUCAAACUAGUUUACUUCACAGGAUUGAAACACUUGAUAGAUGUUUCGGCCAUGACACUGUUGAAGAAAUCAUUGAUUCGUUGGAAACCGAGGCUGCUGGAACAAAUGAUUCAUGGUGCACCUCCACUCUAAAACGACUGAAAGAAGCAUCACCGUUGAGCUUGAAGGUCUCUUUGAAAUCUAUACGAGAAGGAAGAUACCAAACCCUCGAUCAGUGCUUGAUUCGUGAAUACCGAAUGUCCUUACAAGGGAUAUCCAGGCAGAUCUCGGGUGACUUUUGUGAGGGCGUUCGCGCACGGGUGGUGGACAAGGAUUUAUUACCAAAGUGGAAUCCUCCUACCUUAGAGCAAGUAUCUGAAGAUAUGGUGAACCAGUAUUUCUCUCCACUUAGUGAAAAAGAGCCUGAUCUUGAGCUACCCACCAAACUACGUGAAGCAUUCCCUUGAUUUUACCACUCAAAUUUAUACAUUUUGGCGUUCAAAAAUUUCGUACCUAUUUAUAUGCUCAAAUUAUUCAACUGAAGAUUGCCUGAAAUAGUUACAGGGUUCCCAAAAUUGCUUGGCCAAUCCUUCAGGAGAAUCUCCUCCAUUCAAAGAAUCUGUAUACAGAUUCUGAUCUUUAGGUUGGUAACUGCACAUUUUAGCCUGCUUAAUUGCCAAAAUGCAGUGUUUAUGCUUUCUUUUAUGCAAAAAAAACAGAGAUGAGAAUGCUGUAAUUUCAUCACAUCAACUGUCAUUAUCUGCUUGAUGAGUGAAACUUUAUGUUUCAAUUAUAUUGAUGAACAUUCGUUCUCAUUAAAUAAAUA